AUGGCUACUGAAACAACUGAUGACAAAUUAGAUGCCUGUUGUCUCACUGAAUACCGUCCAUUGCCUGGUAUUCCAAGCGGACAAAUGAUUAAGAUCGCUGAUAUUGAUACUUAUUAUAUUUCAGGAAAAGAUCAAACAUCGAAAGGCAAGACGAUUGUUUUGUUAACCGAUAUAUUCGGAUUGACGAAGAAUAUACGUAUCAUUGCCGAUGAAGUGUCAGAAAAAAGUGGUUUCGAUGUAUAUGUACCAGAUCUAUUGAGAGGCGAUGCAAUUCAUUCGUCAUUAAUGAAGAACAUGCCUGAAGAGUCUGGGGAAAAGAUGUCUAUUAGUGCACGGCUUAGAUAUGCAGGAAAUCUCGUCACAUCGUUAGCGCCCUGGUUGUUUCGCCAUCGUCAAUCUGUCAGUCUUCCUCUUGUGCAAAAGUUCUUUCAAACUCUUCGCUCGGAGAAAGGUGUAACGAAAAUAGAAGCUGUUGGCUAUUGUUUCGGUGGUCUUUAUGCAUUGUUGGCUGGUGGUCCACUUCAUCUCGCCGACGCCAUUGUCGGUUGCCACGUCUCAUUGACCAAUAAAACUCACUUUGAGCAGCUUGAAGUGCCUGCCGCCUUCGCUUGUGCACAAGAAGACAAUCAAUUUUCAGACUCUCUUCGAGCAGAGGCGGAACAGAUUCUCGCUCGCAAGUCCGAGUUACCUAGUAAAUUUCUGAUGACAAAAGGCACAGCACAUGGUUUUGCGUCUCGACCUAAUCCAGACAAUCACGUCACUAUGGCCGCAUUUAAACAAGCCAAUGAUCUAAUUGCAGAGUGGGCUAAAACUCAUCUCUAA
Rotaria sordida is the source of this 822-nucleotide messenger RNA. The record is from the annotation of a GenBank genome assembly. Lineage: Eukaryota; Metazoa; Rotifera; Eurotatoria; Philodinida; Philodinidae.